AUGUCAACCGUUGAAGGAACAGCAGCUACAUAUACUACUCCAGGUUCCGACUUUGCCAAUGUCCUCAAACCAACAAACUUCAAGAUUGACUUUGAUGCCGUUAAGCCAUCACAAUUGGUUCUCAAAGCAUUGGCCUCACCAAUUAAUCCUGCCGACUUAAGUCAAAUUGUGGGUGGUUACAACGAACCAAAACGUUUUACCGAUCUUGGUACCACACCAAAUGACCCAGUAAGUGUUGGAGGUAACGAAGGUGUUUUCAAAGUGGUACACGUAGGUUCAGAUGCAGGUUCGGAGUUUAAAGUUGGCGACCACGUCAUUCCAUUGCUCCCAUCUUUUGGUACAUGGCGCUCAUAUGCAACUGCCGAGCCAAAAGAUUUGAUCAAAGUCAAUGGCAUCUCUGUUGACCAAGCCUCCACCAUUUCCAUCAACCCGUCCACCGCUUACCAGAUCUUGAACCAAUAUGUCACCGACUGGGACACCAAAGGCGGCAAUGAUUGGAUUGUUCAAAACUCAGGUAACUCACAAGUUAGUAAAUUUGUCAUCCAAUUAGCCAAAGCAUUAUACAAUGUCAAUGUCAUUUCCGUGAUCAGAGACGGUAAACCACAGGAGGUAACUGAUGAAUUGAUCAAACUUGGUGCAAAACAUGUUAUCAACGAAUCCGAGUUUACAAAGGAAGAUUUUGAUAUCACUAAAUACACCAAUGGUGGCAAUGUCAGAUUGGCAUUGAAUGGAUCAAGUGACCCAACUGUCCCAAGCUUGGUGAAGAGUUUAUCCAAAAAUGGUACCUUAGUCUCGUUUGGUGUUGUUGGCGGUACCAAGAUUGAAUAUGAUGCAAGAUUACAAUUGUUUAAGAACUUAUCAACCAGAUCUUUUUGGUUAACUGCAAACACAUAUGCCAACCCGGAUUUAAAGAAGGACACAGUUGAGAAAUUGGUGGAGAUUUACAAAACAGGGAAGAUUUCCGAUGUUCCUUACAAUAAAGUCAGCUACAAAGCAGGCCAGGAUUUGGCUAAAUUAGUAGUCGAUGCAAUUGCAGAGUCCAAGAAAUCAGGCAAACAAGUUAUCUUUUACGAGUGA
This is a messenger RNA of Lodderomyces elongisporus, 1077 nucleotides long. Its product is annotated as Mrf1p. Gene Ontology annotation, biological process: fatty acid metabolic process. The transcript has a single exon. Gene Ontology annotation, cellular component: mitochondrion. Gene Ontology annotation, molecular function: trans-2-enoyl-CoA reductase (NADPH) activity. Lineage: Eukaryota; Fungi; Ascomycota; Pichiomycetes; Serinales; Debaryomycetaceae. Bases 1 to 1077 code for a protein of 358 amino acids. The record is from RefSeq and is a predicted model, not a curated record.